AUGAAUAUUUUUACAGGUAUUAAAAACAAGAUAAAGGAAUCAGUUAUUGAAGAGGAGCUAUAGAAAAGAGAGAAAGAACUUAUUCAACGAUAUUAAGAAUAUGAAGCCUAGUUAGAGAAGGAGUAUUAAGAGAAACUUUAGGAAUAAGUAAAGAUUAUUGAGAACCAAUUUAUUGAGGAUAUGAAUUAAAAAUUGUUGGUUCUUUGUAGAGAAUAUCAAAGAUUCUUCAAUGAAAAAAUUGAAAAGAUAGAAAGCGUGUAUCAGCAAGUCAACUUUUAGGCGGAACAAUUUAACAUUUUCCUCUAAAUCUAAAUAGAGUAAUUUGAAUAAAAGAUUAAAGACUAUCAAAGCUAGCACCAAUAUCAGAAUCUCAAAUAACAGCUAAUUGAUGAAUUCAAAAAGAUAUAUAGUAAAGAACCUAAAGAUUCAAUGCUGAAGAAAAUGUUUACAACGAAUAAAGAUAUUUAAAAGAACCUACUCAUGUUUGAUGACUUGAUUAAAGAAAUCUCUCACAACAAGCUGGACUCUAUAUUAAAAAUAAAAUAAAAAGUAAACAUAGACUCAUUCUUUUAGCUUGAAAAUAAGCUUCUAAGAGAAAUUAGGAAUCAAUAUAUAAAUGACCAGCAGAUGGAAUCAAUUAAAAAUCAUUAUAUAAAUACAUUUGAAUGUUGUGUCUGCUUAGAAAAAAAUAAAGUUGAGUUUGUCUGGAGUGGUUGUGGUCACACAAACACAUGUGCAUAAUGUUCUAAGAGUUUAAAAGCCUGUCCUAUUUGUAGAAAGCCGGGAAAAUUAAUUCAUCUUUACAUAGCAUGA
Messenger RNA from Tetrahymena thermophila SB210, 813 nucleotides. Its product is annotated as zinc finger, C3HC4 type (RING finger) protein. The transcript has a single exon. The record is from RefSeq and is a predicted model, not a curated record. Lineage: Eukaryota; Ciliophora; Oligohymenophorea; Hymenostomatida; Tetrahymenidae.